This is a messenger RNA of Eutrema salsugineum, 4750 nucleotides long. Its product is annotated as probable lysine-specific demethylase ELF6. Gene Ontology annotation, biological process: chromatin remodeling. Gene Ontology annotation, molecular function: histone H3K4me/H3K4me2/H3K4me3 demethylase activity. The transcript is spliced from 6 exons. The coding region runs from base 311 to 4489 and encodes 1392 amino acids. The record is from RefSeq and is a predicted model, not a curated record. Lineage: Eukaryota; Viridiplantae; Streptophyta; Magnoliopsida; Brassicales; Brassicaceae. Gene Ontology annotation, cellular component: nucleus.
UCUCCUCCUCCGUCUCUCCGUCGUUGCGCAACCGCACAGUUCAUGCCGUUUCAAUUUUCCUCUCUUUUUUUUGCUGUUCCUCCUGGAUUUUCCGGUGCUUCUGAUUGUGUCAGUGCCUACAAUUUCAUUGUGUUGAUUUAGUCUCAAUUGGAGGAAGCCGAUGAGAUAUAUCUUUUAAUCAGUAUCGGAAUUUCGAAUCUAGGGUUUUAGAGUGCUGGGUUUCACUAGGUUGCUGUUCUUGGUCUUGUGCAUGGUGGGGUAAAUCUGAUUUUGGUGUUGGAAUUGUAUAUCUCACGGAGUUCGCAUUGGGAUGGGUAAUGUUGAAAUUCCCCAUUGGCUUAAAGCCUUGCCAUUGGCACCUGUCUUUAGACCUACAGAUACCGAAUUCGCAGAUCCUAUUGCGUAUAUAUCGAAAAUCGAGAAAGAGGCCGGUGCUUUUGGGAUCUGCAAGAUCAUUCCUCCUUUACCAAAGCCAUCGAAAAAGUAUGUUUUCUAUAACUUGAACAAGUCUCUUCUGAGGUGUCCUGAAUUGGCUUCGGAUGUAGACAUUUCGAAAGUGUGUCAUGAGGAUAGAGCUGUAUUCACAACUAGACAGCAAGAGUUAGGUCAGGCUGUAAAAAGAAAGAAAGGAGGAGAGAGCAGUAAGAGUAAUUCUCAGAGGAGUGGUGUUAAGCAGGUGUGGCAAAGUGGAGGAGUAUAUACAUUGGAGCAGUUUGAAUCUAAGUCAAAAACUUUCUACAAAAGCCAGUUAGGAACGGUAAAAGAAGUGUCCCCGGUUGUGGUUGAGGCAUUGUUUUGGAAAGCAGCUUUAGAGAAGCCCAUAUAUAUAGAGUAUGCAAAUGAUGUGCCAGGUUCGGCUUUUGGUGAACCAGAGGGUCAUUUCAGGCAUUUCCGGCAGAGAAAGAGAAGGGGGAGAGGAUCUUAUCAGAGGAAGGCAGAGAUCAGUGAUGAAAGCAGGGUCGAAAGCGGGACGGACAGAAAUUUUAGCCAACCACCAUCGUGUAAGAAUGGUGACACAACAUUGCCUGAGGUAGCAAAGGCAUCUCAUGCUUCUCCAAGUAAAAUAUCUCAGGAUCUGUCCAAGCAGAAGAAGAUGGAUAUUGUUGAUGGAAUGGAAGGUACUUCAGGCUGGAAGCUCUCCAACAGUUCAUGGAACCUUCAGACUAUUGCACGUUCACCUGGUUCUGUUACACGCUUCAUGCCAGAUGACAUCCCUGGGGUUACAUCUCCCAUGGUUUAUAUCGGUAUGUUGUUCAGCUGGUUUGCCUGGCACGUUGAGGACCAUGAGCUUCACAGUAUGAAUUAUCUUCACACUGGUUCCCCAAAGACUUGGUACGCUGUCCCUGCUGAUUAUGCCUUUGAAUUUGAAGAGGUUAUCCGCAAAAAUUCUUAUGGAAGAAACACUGAUCAACUGGCUGCUCUCACCCAACUAGGCGAAAAGACAACUCUUGUAUCACCUGAGAUGAUAGUUGCAUCGGACAUUCCCUGCUGUAGGUUGGUACAAAAUCCUGGUGAAUUUGUUGUGACUUUUCCAAGGUCUUAUCAUGUAGGAUUCAGCCACGGUUUUAACUGUGGGGAAGCCGCAAAUUUUGGAACUCCGCAGUGGCUCAAUGUAGCUAAGGAAGCUGCUGUUCGUCGGGCAGCCAUGAAUUAUCUCCCCAUGCUGUCCCAUCAGCAGCUGCUAUAUCUCUUGACCAUGUCCUUUGUUUCAAGAGUGCCACGAUCAUUGCUACCAGGUGGUCGUAGCUCCCGACUGAGAGAUCGACAGAGAGAAGAAAGGGAGUUCCUUGUGAAAAAAGCUUUUGUAGAAGAUAUAUUGAACGAAAACAAGAACUUAUCUGUUCUUCUUCGAGAACCGGGCAUUCGUUUGGUGAUGUGGGACCCUGAUUUACUUCCGCGUCAUAGUGCACUGGCUCUUGCAGCUGCUGGGGGUCCUGCUGCUUCACUGCCAGCAGAAGCAAAAAAUGAACUUGAGGAUGGUCAUUCGGUAAUGCAGAAUAAGGAGAAGACUACUCUUUUAGAGGAAUUGAGUUUGUUCAUGGAGAAGCUGAAUGAUGUAUAUUACGACGAUGAUGAUGGUCAGCUUAAUGAUUUCCAAGUUGAUUCUGGAACCUUGGCAUGUGUGGCGUGUGGCGUUCUCGGCUUCCCCUUUAUGUGUGUGGUACAGCCUUCUAAAAAUGCAUUACAAGAUCUGUCAGAGAGAAAAGGAGAGAUAGGUAACAGACACUCAUUUUUUAAUCCAAGCAAUAAACUGCAGUAUCUGUCUAGCCAUUUGAAGCUUGUUGUUAAUUGUGCUUCUAUUAAUUCUACAGAUGCUCAGGAAUUUACGGCACUGUCAUCAGAAAAUUCUGACUGUGUAUGGAACACGUCCUCCAGAUAUAUAAGACCUCGCAUUUUCUGCCUUGAACACACUAUUGAACUUCAGAGAUUGUUGCAAUCAAGAGGUGGACUGAAGUUCCUUGUGAUUUGCCAUAAAGACUUUCAAAAAUUCAAGGCACAUGCGGCUAUAGUGGCAGAGGAGGUCAAAGUCCCUUUCAGCUAUGAUGAUGUCCUAUUAGAGAGUGCAUCUAAAGAAGAGUUGAGUAUAAUUGAUCUUGCAAUUGAAGAUGAAGAAAGCAACGAAUAUGGGGUAGACUGGACCUCAAAAUUUGGUAUAAAUUUACGGUACUGUGUUAAAGUGAGGAAAAACUCCCCUACUAAAAAGAUUCAGCAUGCACUGUCACUAGGUGGCUUGUUCUCCGACACAAGCCACAUGCUAGAUAUGUCAACUAUCAAAUGGCUGCAGAGAAAAUCACGCUCAAAAGCUAAACCCAGUUCUACCUCAAGUUUCACAUCUCGUGAACAUCUUGAAGUAAAAGUAGACGGAAAAUCAGGGGAGAAAUUGGAUCCUCAAGCUGGAAGAAGGGAAGAAAGGAUCAUCCAGUACUCGAGAAAGAAAAAGUUGAAUUCCAAGCCUUCUGGAGAUCAAGGUCAGGAACUAGCUACCGAACCUAAAUCAGAAGAUUCUGAUGAUACGUGCAAUAAAAUUGCCAAUAGGUCACAUUUGGAUAGUGCAAUUCAUUCUGAGAUGAACAAUGAGAUUGAAGAUUCUGAAAGGACCAUUGAAAGGAAUGGGGUAGCCUUUUGUGAAAAUCCUCGUAGCUCAUCUUUCACUGGGCCACACGGACAUGAACAUCCCGAGAUCACUGUCAAGUUGGGUUUAGCUUUCGAUGGGAAUAUCACAAAUAAUUCUAGUAUGGUGAAUGGAGACUCUGCUGAACAAACUUCCGUAACCAGAGAGGACCAAGGACACUCUAUGACCAGCAAUAAUAAUGGCUCCAACUCAAGUAGUCAUGUUGUCGUAAGUCAGACUAUGCUUGCUUCUACAGGCGAUAAUCAUGAUGGCCCAAUAAAGUUGUCUGGUGAGCAUGUCUGCAGUUAUGUGUCUGUACGUGGUGUUGAUGAAGCGGUUGAAAUGAGCGACCGAGAGUUUGAAGAACCUAGGUCUACUGUCAUUAACAUUGAGGAGGAACAGCAAUCACAGAUGGUGCAGCCAACCAAAAGAGAGGCUGUACCUGGUGAUCACACACAGGUGGAGGGAGAAGAAGCUAUGUGCACCAGAGAAAACUUGUGCUCUGAAGAUAUUAUGCACACUGUACAUCAGCAAGAGGAAACACAUUCUUCAGCUCAACUGGGAACAGAAGUUGCUGAAACUAACGUUGCCAGUGAGAACAUAGUUGUGGACAUGAUCCAUGAUGAUGAAACUCUGGCAAGUAGGGAUAUAUUAAGUUCACGCAACGGUGAUCAAGCUUCUUCAAAUGGCUUGCAAGCUCCAGAUAAUGAACCUAGCAUGGAGAGGGAAGUUGCGAGCUCAGAAAACACCGAGGUUAUCGAGGCGCCGAUAUCUAAUAUGGUAGAAGCAAAGAAGAAGCGGAAAAUGGAAUCAGUGUCUGAGACAAAUGAUAAUCCAGAGAGUAGCAUUGGUUUCAUAAGGAGUCCUUGUGAAGGGCUGAGGGCAAGGGGUAGGAGGAAAGCGACAUGUGAAACUUCAUCAAAUAUCGCUGAAUUGAGCGAUGAAGAGAAGAAACCCACUGCGAAAAGGCUCAAGAAAACUCCAAAGACUCGCUCGGGGAGUCAUCACCGAGAAGUCUCCACGACAACUGACCACAACCGCUGUUACCUAGAGGGUUGCAAGAUGACUUUCAAGAAUAAAGCAGACUUAGAAGCUCACAAGAGAAACCGCUGCACACACGAAGGGUGUGGAAAGAAAUUCAGGGCUCACAAAUAUCUGGUGCUUCAUCAACGUGUUCACAACGAUGAAAGACCUUUUCUGUGCUCUUGGAAAGGAUGUUCCAUGACUUUCAAAUGGCAAUGGGCGAGGACCGAGCAUUUGCGUCUGCACACGGGAGAACGACCAUACACAUGCAAGGUCGAUGGAUGUGGAUUGUCGUUUAGGUUUGUGUCGGAUUACAGCCGCCACAGAAGGAAAAGCGGGCAUUAUGUGACAUAGAAACCCCGGCAUUGAGGGAGAAAGGUGAAAGGCUUCUCUGUGGAUUUGUUGUGAGUUGAUGUAAAAUCUAAUUUCUGGUUGUGUUUUUUUUUUUUUUUUACUAUUUUACUUGAUUAUCUUAGUGUUUUAGCUAGUUGUGAUCUCUCUUUCCUUUGUAGAUGUGACUUCUUUCCACUUUAGAGAAGGCCUCACACUCUUGUUUGCUUUGUUGUUUAAUUAGUAACCAUUUGCUUUUAAAAUGUUAAUAUGAAUUUAUGAUUC